AUGGCCAAUAUUCUACAGCAUCAGAAAUACGUAGCACUCAAGGCUCUAAGGGCUGAUUGUUAUGGUGGCCACCAUGACAUCUUCGAAAGAGAGAUCCUCUCGAAAAUUUUAGAAGUUUCUAGGCACAGCUCUCAUCAAUGCCGCAACUAUGUCUCCCAUCUACUUGAGCAAUUCACGCAUACAGGACCCAAUGGAGAUCACGCUUGCUUAGCGUUCGACGUGCUAGGACAUCACCUAGACUUCCAAAUCGCCAAGUACGAAGAUGGAAAGCUACCUGUGAGGGCUGUGAAAACGAUAGCACGACAGCUCCUUCUCGCGCUUGAUUUCCUACACAGAGAGUGUGGCAUCAUUCAUACGGAUUUGAAGCCAACGAAUAUACUCUUAGAGCUGGAGAAUAAAAGCAGGACUAUUGCCCACUAUCUGUCAGAAGUUCCUGCGCGGACUGACUCUCAACGUGGAGUCACAACACCUCUUCGAGAGGCUAUCCCGACCUCCCUAGUAUCGGAAACAAAAAGUCUCCACGUCAGGUUAAUCGAUUUCGGUGUUGAAAAAGGGAAUCGUGCAGCACACUUCUUUGACAAGCAAGGAAAUCUUCUCCGAAUUCCUGACCUCAGGCCCACCUGCCUUGAACGUCUAGUUAAUGGUACGACAAAACCUUUCCUAAAACCUAUCGAUAUGCCCGAAGCUGAAGUUCCCAUCUUUGUUGAUUUCCUUGAGGGCGUGAUCGAAAUCGACCCAGGCUCCCGCAAGCCUGCGGCUGAGCUGCUACAACACGAAUGGAUUCAUGGACCAGAUGUCAUUGUUCGUUUUGCCACCCUGGGAAGGGCCAUUCUACGCAGGGAGAAAGCCGAAACUGAAGUCGCGGCAAUGAAGUAUAUAAGCCACACCUCUUCUAUACCUGUUCCUGAGGUUUUCGGCUCUAGAAUCUGUUGGGCUAGUCCUUACAUCGUCAUGUCGUUUCUCAAAGGGGUGCCAUUAUCACAGAUCCUCAAAGACCCUUCUACGAAGGAAAGACCUGUGCUAAACCCGCAAAUAAGCGAUUGGAGCUUGAAACGGGCGUAUCAUGAAAUGGCCGCGAUUAUGCUCGAAUUGUCCAAGUAUAGAUUUGACUCUAUCGGCUCGCUUGGGGGAGAUGAGACAGGCUUUUUUAUUGCUAGACGACCUCUCACUUUCAACAUGAAUGAGUUGAUGGCAUCUGCAAAUUUACCGGAAGAAGUGUUCCCCUCGCACACGUUCAGGUCAGCCACAGACUACUUUCAAGCGCUUGCUACACAGCAUUUGUUCCAUCUUCGGCUACAGCAACGAAAUGCUGUCAUCGACGAGGACGACUGCCGGAAGAAAUUCAACGCCCGUUGUUUAUUUCUCAAUAUUGCGAAGAAUCUCUGCGUCGAGUAUCCUGAAGGGCCGUUUCGGCUGUAUUGUGAUGAUUUCCGGCCUUCGAACGUCCUUAUAGAUCUUGACACUCUCCGCGUCUCGGGAGUUAUCGACUGGGAGUUUUAA
Molecule: messenger RNA, 1500 nt
Organism: Aspergillus nomiae NRRL 13137
Lineage: Eukaryota; Fungi; Ascomycota; Eurotiomycetes; Eurotiales; Aspergillaceae
Exons: 6
Coding region: 1-1500 (499 amino acids)
Biological process (GO): regulation of mRNA processing; spliceosomal complex assembly; protein phosphorylation
Molecular function (GO): ATP binding; protein kinase activity
Source: RefSeq, a predicted model, not a curated record